AUGCACCGAAAGUCACAUGAAAAACAAUUCUGGAAAACCACGUCUUACAUGAAAAGUUUGAAAGAUGCCCAAAUAGACAUAGAGAGUGAGAGAGUGAAGCUUCGGGUUGCAGAGGCUCGAAACAAGGAGCUUGAGCGGGAUCUAUCCAUGGAAAAGGAGCUUAUUGAACAGUUGCAGGAGGAACUAGAUAAAGAGAGAUCUUCUCUGAAACAGGCCAUUCAAGAGAAGUCGUUUCUCCAGGAGGAGCUCGACCGAGAAAGUACCAAAUUUGGAGAAACACAAAAUCUUCUUCAGGUUAAAGAGUCAGAAUUGGUAGAAGCCAGACUAGAGAUACAGCGCUUGAAGUCUGAGCGGGCUUCUCUCGAGCUUGUUUUGGAGGAGAAAGAUUCAGAACUCUUUAAUGUGAGGAAGAGCUUAGAGGAAGUAAAUGAGGAGAUAAUUGAGUUUAGGACCCUUGUGAACAGCAGAGAAGACCAGCUCUUGCAAGCAACAAACAUGCUAAAGCAGAAAGAGGAACAUGUCGAGACAAUGCGACACGAGCUAAACGAUACAAAGCUAAAAUUCUCUGUAGCUGAAACUGUGGUUGAACGGAUUGUCGAGCUCACUAACAAACUGGUUAUUUCUGUAAAUGACGAAGAUUAUGAAGGAUUGAACGAAUAUGAUGAAAUGGAGAACAAGUUGUUGAGUCCAUUGUUAAAGAAGCCUACCGACAAUUUUAAGUGGCAAAAGAAACAGCUUGAAUCUGAGCUUGAGUUAACUAGAGUGAGCCUGAGAAUGAAGGAAACAGAAGUUCUUGCUGCACAGAGAGCCCUCACAAUCAAAGAUGAAGAGCUAAAAAUGGUCCUUGAAAGAUUAGAAGCAAGAGAGAGUGAACUAAAGAAGAUGAAAGAAGAGAUGAUUCAAGAUGCUAAUGAUCUAAGGCAGCUUUACACUUUGGCACAAGAAAGAAUUGGUGAGAGAAGUAUAGGUGAACUGGGUAUUGAGAAGCUCCAAUUGGAGGCAGCUCAAUUGGAAGUUGAAGCUGCAACUAGUGCUCUCCAUAAACUCGCUGAGAUGAGUCAAGAGCUUCUGCAUAAAGCUAGCUUGAGUGUCGAGGCUGAUUUUGAUACUGACGUGCAGUUAAGUGUGGUUAACGAUGAGUGUUUUAGCGAAUUCAAAACAGAAGUUGCUCGGCUUUCGGAUUUGUCUGAGCGGCUGGUGAAAGAAGCUGGAAUUAUUGGUGAUGUGAACCUAGUUGAGGUAAUUAAGAUAUUGCUCGUUAUAGUCCCCAAAAAAAAGAGUCAUCCCUCGUGGGUUAUUAAAUCUGUGUUGGACAACAAACAAUCUAGUGUCAAUGAUAAUGGGGCAACCGAACCUGCAAGGAUUCUUUUGGAGAAGUUGUUUGCUGAGACACAGAAACUAGAAGAAAUGGGUAAAGAUUCUCAUCUCCCUCCGGAUGAUCAGGUAGGGUUUAAUCUUGGAAUCCUGGAGAAUCUUCAAGCUGCUCUGUUUGCCCUGAAUAAGAAGGAAGAACAACUACAAGAUGCGGAAAAGGAAGUGUUAUUGGAACAGAUAGAACUAAAUCGUGCCAAGGAUGAGUUGGUGCAUCGAGAGGAAGCAAUAGCAGCCGCUUGUUCUAAGCAUGAAAAACUAAAAGAGGAGCUGAAGCUGGCUAAUCUUAAAUUAGCUUCUCAAAGCAUGCAAAUUGAAGAUCUAAAGCUUCAAAUCAAAGAGCGGGUUGAUGAAAUUUCUGCUGCACAAUCUGCGCUAGCUUUGAAAGAAGAUGAAAUGAAUAAAAUGAAAAAUGAAUUGAUGAUGAAGAGUGAUGAAGCUGUCGCUACUGAAUUUGAACUAAAAUCUAAGGCUCAUCUUCUGGAUGAAACCAAUGAAAUUGUGAGGAAACAAGAAGUUGAACUUCAACAACUUCGAGAAGCAAUUCAAGAGAAAGAAGAAGAACUAGAAAUUUCUGUGACAUUGAGGGAACUUGAAGAGGAGAAGCUAAGAGUUGCCGAGGCCAGUUUGGAAAAGAAGGCAAUGGAGUGGCUUUUAACACAGACCGAGCUAAAGAAACUGGCAGAGGAAGCAUCUAAGAGGAAUGGAGAAGCUACUGAAACUUUGGAAGACUUUAGAAGAGUGAAGAAGCUUCUUGCUGAUGUGAGGUCUGAAUUAGUUUCAUCUCAGAAAGCUUUGGCUUCCUCUAGACAGAAAAUGGAAUACCAGGAACAGCUGUUACAGGCCCAACUCAUAGAACUUGAAGAACAAAAGAUAAGCAUCACGUCUUACAUGAAAAGUUUGAAAGAUGCCCAAAUAGACAUAGAGAGUGAGAGAGUGAAGCUUCGGGUUGCAGAGGCUCGAAACAAGGAGCUUGAGCGGGAUCUAUCCAUGGAAAAGGAGCUUAUUGAACAGUUGCAGGAGGAACUAGAUAAAGAGAGAUCUUCUCUGAAACAGGCCAUUCAAGAGAAGUCGUUUCUCCAGGAGGAGCUCGACCGAGAAAGUACCAAAUUUGGAGAAACACAAAAUCUUCUUCAGGUUAAAGAGUCAGAAUUGGUAGAAGCCAGACUAGAGAUACAGCGCUUGAAGUCUGAGCGGGCUUCUCUCGAGCUUGUUUUGGAGGAGAAAGAUUCAGAACUCUUUAAUGUGAGGAAGAGCUUAGAGGAAGUAAAUGAGGAGAUAAUUGAGUUUAGGACCCUUGUGAACAGCAGAGAAGACCAGCUCUUGCAAGCUACAAACAUGCUAAAGCAGAAAGAGGAACAUGUUGAGACAAUGCGACACGAGCUAAACGAUACAAAGCUAAAAUUCUCCGUAGCUGAAACUGUGGUUGAACGGAUUGUCGAGCUCACUAACAAACUGGUUAUUUCUGUAAAUGACGAAGAUUAUGAAGGAUUGAACGAAUAUGAUGAAAUGGAGAACAAGUUGUCGAGUCCAUUGUUAAAGAAGCCUACCGACAAUUUUAAGUGGCAAAAGAAACAGCUUGAAUCUGAGCUUGAGUUAACUAGAGUGAGCCUGAGAAUGAAGGAAAUGGAAGUUGUUGCUGCACAGAGAGCCCUCACAAUCAAAGAUGAAGAGCUAAAAAUGGUCCUUGAAAGAUUAGAAGCAAGAGAGAGUGAACUAAAGAAGAUGAAAGAAGAGAUGAUUCAAGAUGCUAAUGAUCUAAGGCAGCUUUACACUUUGGCACAAGAAAGAAUUGGUGAGAGAAGUAUAGGUGAACUGGGUAUUGAGAAGCUCCAAUUGGAGGCAGCUCAAUUGGAAGUUGAAGCUGCAACUAGUGCUCUCCAUAAACUCGCUGAGAUGAGUCAAGAGCUUCUGCAUAAAGCUAGCUUGAGUGUCGAGGCUGAUUUUGAUACUGACGUGCAGUUAAGUGUGGUUAACGAUGAGUGUUUUAGCGAAUUCAAAACAGAAGUUGCUCGGCUUUCGGAUUUGUCUGAGCGGCUGGUGAAAGAAGCUGGAAUUAUUGGUGAUGUGAACCUAGUUGAGGUAAUUUGAAGAUAUUGACUACAUUUUUGUACAGAUAUCUCUGACUGACUUUUUUUUACUAUAGUUACUGAUUAUUUAGGAGAUGUUUGUUUGUGUUGUUGUAGUGCUAGAAUGUACCAACAUGUUUGCCAUAAAAUGUCUAGGUGUGGAACCUGUGUUUGUUAGUGUAUCAUUUGUGUUGUGCAAUUUUAUUUCCAUGUUUUUAACCUUUUCACA
Messenger RNA from Camellia sinensis, 3669 nucleotides. Lineage: Eukaryota; Viridiplantae; Streptophyta; Magnoliopsida; Ericales; Theaceae. The record is from RefSeq and is a predicted model, not a curated record.